CUUCACUGUCUCGCGGUCUUUCUCUCUCUGGCAGCUGACUCUCGGCUGGACAGUCCUGAAGACGAAGCCAGGCCUUUUUCUUCAGGACUGGUUUGGAUUGAGAGCAAACAAUUAGAGGUUUUGGCCCACCAUUGAUCGACACCCAACAACAGGGAGGACACCUACACCGCUUUUCUUCAUGGUGGAUAAAAGGAGGCGACAUGUCGAGACCCCCUUCAUUGCAGACAACUCCUCAGACCUACAGGGUCAACGACAGAGACCUGACUGAAAUUGAGCUCCAUUCUGUGGACUCCAUUAGCGACCUUCACCGGACACACCCGGAACACAACCACAAAGAAUAUGGUCCGCCUAGUAUACACAGUUGUAUGCUGUUCAAAAGGUACAUACACUGUGAUUCCAGGAUCGAGGCCCCCCCGGCCCACGUAUACGCCGUCUGUGAAUGGACACGUGCGCCACGUGACCGGCGCGGGCCGACAAGGGGGUCAGUGGCCGAGCGGUAUUCAGGACAUGCUGAGUGGGAGCUGGUCCCGAGUGUACGCCAUGGCGUGUGGCGUCACCACCCUGCUCCUCAUCACCCUCCUGCUCAUGUUCUACUUCCUGGUGCAACAGGGCAGCGUGCUGUGGAGGCUGACGGACGCCGUCAGGGACAAGGAGGCCAACACCGCAGAACUCUCCCUGCUCAUCCAGCAACUACAACAGCUGACACGCAACCUGACGGCCACUAGAGGGCCCACGUGAGAGGAGGAGGCGGAGCCAACCAAUUCGUUAUGCCCAACAAAGAAAAACUGCUGAUUUGACGGAUAAUACUUUUAUCUUUACUUUAUUGUCCUGAUAUUUGACAUUUUUAAAUUGGAAAAUAUAAGUUUUAAUGUUUGCAAGCUUUACAAUGAACAACUUUGACGCGUG
Molecule: messenger RNA, 906 nt
Organism: Nerophis ophidion (straightnose pipefish)
Lineage: Eukaryota; Metazoa; Chordata; Actinopteri; Syngnathiformes; Syngnathidae
Exons: 4
Coding region: 340-738 (132 amino acids)
Source: RefSeq, a predicted model, not a curated record